Messenger RNA from Vigna radiata var. radiata (mung bean), 1279 nucleotides. RefSeq lists its product as uncharacterized. The record is from RefSeq and is a predicted model, not a curated record. The coding region runs from base 173 to 1114 and encodes 313 amino acids. NCBI's taxonomy places the organism in Eukaryota, Viridiplantae, Streptophyta, Magnoliopsida, Fabales, Fabaceae. The transcript is spliced from 5 exons.
UGCUAGACACAGAUGAAGUACAAAAGGCACAUGCAACUAGCACAAAAAAAGCUUCAUCUUCUGAACUCUGAAGCUCUUUUUAUAGUCAUCUCAUAUAUCUGCAUCCACUUUUGAAUAUGUGCAAAGUUUGGUACACUUUAGAACAAUCCUCCUAGGUUCUCCUCACUGAUUCAUGGCCUCCACUGUGGAAAUGCAGCCAUCUUAUAGUUCCAAGAAGCAAGAUGAUGAUGAUUCAGAUUUCAAUUUCACAGAAUGGGGAGCAAAAGCUAGAAUCAGUAGAGAGAACAGCAAGUCCAGAAGGUACUCAGCAUCAUAUAUAAGAACCUUUAGAGAAGACACAAGAUCUUUUAGAUCAAACAUAACCAUUUCUAGCACUGCUUCUUCACCUGGAUACCCUUUCAAAGUUUUUCUCACAGAUGAAAUAGACCCUUCAACCUACUCUUUCACCACUGCUCUAAAAGCAUUGCAAGCAAGAUCAGCCUAUAAAAGUUGGGAGUGCCUAUCUCCAGAAGGUUUUGCCUUGAAUUCAAAGUGGAAUGAAGCAGAAAAAUACAUAUGCAACCCCUUUUCAGGGGAGGUACCAAUGGAAUGUUUAUCUGCCAAAACUCUCAGUGGAAGAUCAUUCAGAAACUCAGCAACAAACAGAAUCACCAUGUCUGCUCCACUGGUCUAUUCCUCAAGACACAUGCAAACAAAGCCAUCAUCAACUUUCAACAAUUGCAUACAAGAAGAACUAGCUCUUCAAUUUCACAUUCCAGAAAAGGGAAAAGAAGGAAUGACAAGAGAUGCAGGUACUCAAAGUACACCAUAUCUCAGUUCAACCAACCCCAUCACUGAUAUUACUCCAUCCAUCAUACAGAGACCGAUAAAGUUAUCUCAAAACUCACUAAAUUCAAAUACCAAAACUGUUACUGAGGAACAGAUGGAAGAGAAGAAGGAUAAAGAGGAAAAAUGGGACACAACAAAGGAAAGAGUGAGAGAAGUGAAUGAGAAUGUGAAGAAAGAUGAAGAAGACAAAGUUUGCCAGCAAAGUCGAGGCUGCUUUUCAUGGUUAAGGAAGAAAACUCAGAGAGAGAAAGAUAACAUGUUUUUCACUCACUUCAAACUUUGCUAGAGAAAGAUAGAAAAAAAGAAGAAGAUAAACUAUUACUACAGUUAUAAAAUGGAGAGAGAUGUAUAGAUGCAUGAUGUUCUUCUUUUCGAAAUUUCUGUCUCAUUUAAUCUCUUGAUCAAUUUUGCAGUCUUUAUUAAAAAUGUCAUUUUCUUUUCUUUCGUUUAA